Molecule: messenger RNA, 1402 nt
Organism: Ochotona curzoniae (black-lipped pika)
Lineage: Eukaryota; Metazoa; Chordata; Mammalia; Lagomorpha; Ochotonidae
Gene: MVB12A
Product: multivesicular body subunit 12A
Exons: 9
Coding region: 26-841 (271 amino acids)
Biological process (GO): viral budding; receptor catabolic process; virus maturation
Cellular component (GO): cytosol; ESCRT I complex
Source: RefSeq, a predicted model, not a curated record
CCGCCUUCCUCCGAGGGCCGGGAGGAUGGAGCCGGGGCCUGCGCCCGACGCGGCGCCGCUGGCCGGCCUGGCCUGGUCGUCGGCCUCGGCGCCGCCGCCGCGGGGCUUCAGCGCGAUCUCCUGCACCGUGGAGGGCACCCCCGCCAGCUUCGGCAAGAGCUUCGCGCAGAAGUCGGGCUACUUCCUGUGCCUCUGCGCCCUGGGCAGCUUGGAGAACCCACAGGACAACGUGGUGGUGGACAUUCAGAUCGUGGUGGACAAGAGCUCCGUGCCCCCGGGCUUCUCCCCGGUCAGCGACCCCCAGGAUUCUAAGGCCUCCGUUUCCAAGAAGAAGCGCAUGUGCGUGAAGCUGGUGCCACUGGGGGCCGCGGACACGGCUGUGGUGGACGUGCGGCUGAGUGGGAAGACCAAGACGGUGCCUGGCUACCUGCGGGUCGGGGAUAUGGGCGGCUUUGCUAUUUGGUGCCGGAAAGUCAAGGUGCCCAAGCCGGUGCCCAAGCCCCGGGGUCUCAGCCGGGACCUGCAGGGCCUCUCGCUGGACACGCCCAGCCAGCCCAGCAAGGGCCCUGAGCGCGCCCUGUCGCGGCUGGGCUCGCGCGCGUCCACCCUGCGCAGGAACGACUCCAUCUACGAGGCCUCCAGCCUGUACGGCAUCUCCGCUAUGGAUGGGGUGCCUUUCACCCUGCACCCCCGGUUUGAAGGCAAGGGCUGUGGCCCCCUGGUGCUGUCGGCCUUUGCAGACCUGACCAUCAAGUCGCUGGCCGACAUCGAAGAGGAGUACAACUACGGCUUCGUGGUGGAGAAGACAGCGGCCGCGCGCCUGCCCCCCAGCGUCUCCUAGCCCUGGAGGAGGGGGUGUGGGCUGGACGAGGCUGCGUGGGGAACCCCGCGGGGGAGACCAGUGCCUGGAAGCCAUCGGUGUCCGAAACCCCGGGUGGCCCUUCGGAAUAAACACUACCCUGUCCGCGCUCCCCCACGCGCCGUCUCAAGUCCUUUCCUGGCCGUCGGUGGGGACUGGGCUGCAGCUGCAGCAUUGGGGAGAUAGCACGGAGCCCCCCUAGUGUGGGGGGGCAGGUCGAAGCUGGGUGCUCUGCAGGUGCCCGCUUGUGUUGCCAUGGUGACCUGUGACUGUGGGGUGGGGGGCAUCACCCGGUUAACCUGCCUGGGUCUGCCCCAGCCCUGUGGCAGCUGACCUUGAACCCCGAGUCCGAGAUGCUAGUCUCCACCCAACUUCCCACCAGCCACCUCCGUUCCACACACCUGCUGGGGGGACACGCCCCUGGGAGCCCGGGCACCCCCUCCAGUCACAUGGAACUCCACCUUCUGUGUGUAAUGUUGAAAGAUGCUGGGUUCCGGGCCUAGCGCAGUGGCCUAGCAGCUGAAGUCCUCGCCUUGAACGCAC